UCCCGGCGCGCCAGUCGCCGAUCGACGCUCGUGAGGCGCGUAUGCAACGCGCGCGCGCUUCCCCCACACGUGUGUUUUUUUUCCUUCCUCUACCUACGACAAUCUUACACACGGCAUCGCUUUUUUUCUCUGACUCGCGUCUGGACUGCGCGGGUGAUAUCUGUGCGGUGCUUCUUACUCUCUCGCUCUCUCUCUCUCUCUCUCUCUCUCUCUGCAGUGCUGGUGCAGCAGCGUUCCGUCUCGAUACACACGUACACUGCACACAGCACACGCAUGUGUAUUAUUGACCCUCGCGGGAUCGUGGGAGUAUCUCCGCGCGGCUCGUGACCUAACCUAGCCGCAGGAGGAGGAAGUUCCCUGUGUGCAGUACUCGACAAAGGGAGAUAGACGCGAAGAGGAAAGGAACCUCGACCAAAGUGCUUCUGCUGCUGUUUGUUUAGUUUCGUCGUUGCUUUUUUUUUCUUUUUAUUUUCCUUUCCCUUCUGUUCGCUGUGUCAUAAUCGGGGAGCUCGCGAGUGGACGUAUAUAUGAUAAAUGUAUAAGCUCGUAAUAAUCGCACUGCGCGCGCGGAGCCGGUGAUUUGUUUUGACAUGUGUGUGGCCAUACUGGAUUACAGCAGCGACAGCCGCGAGUGAUAUCAAGACGGAAAGAAAGAGGAAAUCACCCGCAGGAGCCGCUUCGCCCCCGCUCUUUCUCUCGUCCCGCCUCCGUCGUCGACCCUCCAACGCACAUCGCAAGAGAGGACCAGGCCGAGCUGUAGUCAUGGGACUUCGAUUGACAAUCGCGCCGUGCAGUUAAGGUCGGGCCGUUGAUGCCUGAUGGCGCGCGCUGGCACUCAGCGCUGGAGGAACCCCGCUCCAGAAGGUGACGAUGUGCAGCGAUCGAUCGAGCUGUUGGACAAAGUGCUCUCCGAAUACGACGAGCACGAGGUCGAGGGCGAAGGUGGCGGCGGUGGUGGUGGUGGAGGCGGAGGAGGAGGAGUCGGCGGAGGACUCGCGACGACGACCGAUUGCAGCAGCAGCACCGAGCCGAGCAUUGGCCUCACGCCGGAUGACGAGAGUCCGUCCUUAGGACACCAAUCCGAGGACGACGGAUACAUGAGCAUGAAUGGCCGGAAAGCGAAGAUGGCGUUGGUAGCAUUACGUCCGGUACCGGAUUGCCCCGAGCCCCAGGAUACCACUGGAGCUCCAGCUCAGGAAUUUCCUCCGCCGCCAGAAGAGGCCGAAAGAAUCAUCUCCACUCUCCUCCCCAUGGUUUCCCCAGGAAACUCGUCGAAGAGAAGUGGUCAGAAGCAGCAGCAGCAACAGGGACGCAACCGAGGAGGCAACAAACAGCAGUGGAUGGCCGCGAUGGACGACCCGAAACGUCCAGGACAGGCCGUCACCACGCAAACUACCCUCCCGAAGACGAGGCAUCAGCGGCCCUACGGCUGGGAGAACGGCGGCAACCACGCAGUGGAGCCCUUCCUCCUGGCGGAUCCGCCGAGUCCGCCGAGCAAGUUCGCCAGUCUGCCUUACGACGGCAAGGUGUCGUUCAACUGGACAACGGCGCGAAGCGCCCCGACGCCGGAGAGCAACAACAAGCGCCGCCAGUCCUCGGAGGACGGCCUCGAGGAGCUGCGACAGUCGUCCGAGGAUGGCCUCGACGAGGAGGACGAGGUCGACGACGAGGAGGCUGACGACGCCGACGAGGACGGCGAAGAGGACGACGAGGACGAGGACGAGGACGAGUCGAAUCACCCCAGCCCCGAGAAGGAGAGGGCUGCCUCGGCGCACAACAACCACCAUCACCUGCACCACCACCUGCACUCGCGCAGGCCGCCUAGGCAGACCGAGAUCUGCAAGUCCAGCAGCGUGGAGGACCGCCUGCUGAUGAACAACCACCACCCGCACCACUCGCGCAGCGCAGCCUCGGGCAGCCACAGCACCUGCGGCGGCAGUCGGCUCCUGAACAACGGCAGCGGCACCGCCGGCAGCACCACGAGCAACGGCGCCGGCUCGGCCCGUCGCCGACGCAACAACUCAGACUCGAGCGAGGGCCGUUUCUCGCGCGCCGCCAGCGAGGCCGAGUCCCGCGGCUCGAUGCCCCGCUCCUCGUCGGUCAGCGUCGAGCGCUUCUCCAUGCGGGCCAACUGCGACAGCUCAGACUUCUCGCGCGCCAACUCCACGUCGAACGAGCGCUUCCACUCGGACUUCUCGAUAGCCGUGGCCAGCGCCAGCUCGAACGACCACGUGAGCGUGCCGACCUCCGAGCCCUUCUCCAUCCGCAACCUCGACUUUGUCUCGUUCAGCCUGCCGCACGCCGACUCGAGCGAGCGCUUCUCCGCCCAGACCUCGGACCGCUGCUCCGAGGAGAGAUACUCCGAGAUAUUCUCUACGAGAAACUCGGACUUCUCCACGAGGAACUCCACCGACUUCAGGACGCAGUCGGAGGAGGAGCACUUCUCGGAUGACUCGCUCGAGGAGCUUCUGCCCCCGCCGCCCGCGCUCAGCAAGAGGCACAGCAUCGCUUGGGAAGUCUCGCUCGACGACGAUCCGCUCUACGUGCCCGGCAGUACCAAGGUCGUCGGAAGGAGGAGACGGAAGAGCAGCGACGUUUCUAGUGUCGGCUCAGCCUCGAAGCUCCGAGAUUUCGACGACUGGCAGGACCCGCGGGUCUCCACGACCGACGACGACCUGAUCUCGCCGUACUCGGACUCCUCGACGAACGACUUGGAUCAGCUGCGUCUCCAGGAUCUCAGCAAGAGCGGCACCUACGUCAUUCGUCGUGGCCGCAAGAAGGAGCGCAAGCUCCUACCCAAGAGCCCUACUAAGAGCCUCGACGACGAGACGGAGGACAGCAGGCUGACAGAGAUGCGCCGCUUCUCCAACACAUUCGACAACAUCAAGAGCCUCCUCAAGGAAAACAGCAAGCUGGAGGGCAUCAACGAGCCGCCCAGUGAGUUCGCCAACUCGCAGACGGUCUCUCAGCCGGACCUCGUGCACGUCCCCUCUAGGACAUCGUCCUGCGAGCGCAGGGAGAAGCGCAGAUCCGCCCACCGCGAGCCCGAGCCUCUACCCAUCGAAGAGGAGAAGUCCAAUGGCCCGGAGAACUUGCAACCUCAGCAGCCUCAGCAGCAGCAACAGCAGCAACAGCAGGAGAAGGAAGAGCAGGAGCCAGAGCAGCAGCCCGAGGACAAUGACUCGGGGUCGAUGAAGAUCACGAGCUUCGCCGAACGAACGAAGGAGUGCAACGGCAUAACCAUAACCACGUCCAAAAGUCUGGACGUGUCUCGUGCCGUGCACCUGAUCGUCGACGAAGUGCCAGUGCGUCGGUCCGCAAACAGCGAUCACCACUCGCGACUCGAGUCCAAGAUCCCUGUGAAUCUGCUGAUUGAAGACCAGAUAGUGAAGAAGGCGCUGAACGAGAACCGCCGCCAGCUCGAGAAGGUCAGCGACGCGAUCAAGGAGAUCGAGAGCGUGAAGAACAGCUGUGUGGCUGAGUUCGCGGAUACGGGCAGUGGCCGACAACGCUGGCGCAGCAACGGCGACUGCAAGCUCGCCGGCUCCAAGAGGAAUAGCUUCGAGAACGACAGCUGCGAGCGGAGGCUCCUCGACGUCAGCGCCUACGACAGUAGGCAGCCGCACGCCAGAAAGGCUCAGCCGCCGCCACCCGCGCCACCGCCGCACGCUACCGACCUAACGGAUGGGGCUUCCAAACCGAGCGAGCUCGACUUUGAGCGUAGGAGGUUGAACGGAGGGGACAUAUACUCGUCCGGGAGGAGAACAAGGGUUGGAGACCUUGAGAAUCACAAGAACGACACGAAACAAAUCGAGAACGUGAUCGAUGCUAUACUCGAGGACUCCAAGAAUCCAGACUUUCAGAAACUGGGCCCGUAUGCACAGGUGAGCGUGGAGGUGUUGGAGUUCCCACCGCUACCGCCGUCGCCAGUCGAGGAGGCCGACGAGGAAAGCUCCGACGUAGGCGGCUCGGGCGGUUGCAACGGCAGCACAACGACGGCGGUGAGAGAGACGAAGCCGAAGGUGCCCGGACACGCGAAUCGCACGAUGGACUACAGGCCACGAGUGCCGCCCCAUCGAGGCAUCAGCCUCGAUUCCUCCAAGGAGCAUCACCAGACCACCUCGCUCAACACGAGGUCUAUGGAUGCGGGCUACUCGCGCGGACGUAGAACCGCUGCGGGCAUCGCCAAUGCCAGACGAGAGGUGCCGGUGGAGCGAAGGACACUGCCGACGGAUCUGCCAGGGCCGUCGCGACGACGUCCCUUCACGAAGCGCCACUCGCCCUCGACGGAGGCCUGUUCGUCGACGGGCAACGGCAGCGGAGGCGGAGCCGGCAACACGGCCACAGGCUCGGGUAUGCAGACCAGCUGCUCGCUGCCGGAGACGCCGGUCUUCGCACGGGGCAGCGAUAUCCCGAGGACGCCACAGCACGCGAGCGGAGGUAACCCCACGCAGCCGCGCAGACAACCCGGAUGGUACGCGCCCACCACCGCCACCACUGGGUACCGGAGGAACAAUCCAGGCCUGGAGCAGGCGAUAAUCGGCACGGAGUUGCUGCGGCUUGCGGGCGGACCGAAUCGCGGCUGGUACCCGACGCGCAAGUCCAAUCAGCCGCGGCCAGCCUCGAUCGAGCACCUGGAGCGGCUGAACAGCGCGUACGACGCGAGGCUGCCAGGAGCCGGCGAGCAGAGGAAGCCCCUGACCUUGCCGACCAACAUCACGCCCAACAAAUACUUCGGCCAAAGUAAGCACAGCUCCACCUCCAGUACACGCGAGGCGCUCAGGAGGGUCACUAGCUUACUCAUCAAGAAAGGGGGUGGAAGCAAGGACGGGAAGAGUGGCAAGGAUAAUCUUUCGCCAUCCGGUCCUUAUGCUGUUGUUGCAGGUGUCGAGACGAGCGACGCGCCGAAGAAGAAGGGCUUCUUCAAGAACUUCUGGAAGCGCUCGCGACACUACUCCCUGGAGAACCAAUAGCCCAGGUGCGCCAGGGUAGCCAAUCGCCAGCGACAGGGACAGCAGCGAGCCACGGCCAACGGACACCUCCAGCAGCAGAAUCAGCUCGCGAUAUCGAGCAAUCCCUGCUGCUGCAUCGUCCAGUGAAUCCGAGGAUAAGCUUCGUUCAACAUAACGGCCAGGCUUAAAUUCAUCUAUCGAGUUUUAUCGUCUUUUCUCAUCCUGUUUUCGUCUGUGUGUCUGCUGCGCUUAUUCUAUUCCGAGUUUUGCUCGUUUCUUUCGGUUACUAUACAUGUAUAUGCACGAUAUGUAUAGGUUGUGUCUAGCGCGACGGUUUCUCCUUUUUCAUCGAUCUAUAUGGGCCGGAUGUUCGAAGGUAUAGUCUUCAUUAACAAAGCAUAUGAUAACGCACGACUAAUGUAUUAACGAUUAUUAUCCCGCUCUGUGUUCGAAUGUCCGGCUGUCUAAUGUCUUAGAUUUUUACAAUUCGGUUCAAUAUUAUACUGCGAGAGAUACGCUAUUUAUACAGUAUAUAUACAUACGGAAUUCGCAUUGCGAGUACGCGACUGCCAGUUCUACUGCAAUAGAGCACUCUAAGCCUAAGACACACACGUUUUUACAAUAAUAUUAUUACAAAUUUCAUAAAGACAAUUAGGGUGUAAGCUUGAGGAUAUAAUAUAAUGUAACGUGUAUCCUCGGAUGAAGAGGAGGACGAUUUUCUAAAGAAAACGAAUAACGAGUGUACCCUCAAUGCGAAUUCUCGUGAUAUGCCUAUACGUAUAUAUAUAUUUGUAGGUAAGUGUGUACAAAGUUUAGCGAAGGUGUAUCGCGCCGCGCGUAUAUAAUAUAUAUAUAAUACGAGAAGCCGUUGCGCUAGAACAGCUGCUGCCGCGGAGUAUAAACACGCGAGGCAUAUACGUAUAAUCACUCUCCGAGAGCUGAAACAGUUGUAUUUCGGAGUUUCUCUCUGCGCGCAGAGCAGGCGUGUGUUCUUUCUGACAAAAUAUAAUAUGGGUUGGAAAAUGCAAAAAAAAAAAAAAAGAAACGAGAAGAAAGUGUAAAUAAUUUGUUCAUCGCCGACGAGUGAGAGUAUCGCUGAUAUCCCUGAUCCUGAAAUGAUGACACACGAUGAUUAUAUGACACGAAAGAGAAACAGCAAACCGCGCACAGACGGUCGAAAAUGUUCGAGGCGAAGAACGAACAAUCAAUCGUAAAAUCGUUGAACUGGGGAGAGAAUUGCGGAAAGAGAAAAUAAGAGAGUAUUUUUCCCGUCGCUGGACAUUCGCCGAUGGAUUGUCUACCCUGACGUAUAGUAUCUAUAUAAAUAUAUUAUCUUAUCGAUGACUCGCGCGCGCAUAACACGCGCGCGUUUCCUUUUUCGUUUUUCAUUUAUUACGUAUGUAUAUGUAAACGAGCUUUUACACGAGUACGGAUGUAACGAUGACGAUAUGUAGGGCUAUAGUGCCAAUUUGUUUACCUUCCUGCAUAGUGUUUUUAUUUUUUGUUUUCAAGCCCGCGCUUGUGUAUUUUUGACGAGUACGGAAACUUGUUGUUUUUCUAUCAUGAUGAUAUAGCGACGCGCGUCGCGUAUAUUACGAUUUUUUUCUCCGCACCUCAAGCGAUCCUUGGAAUACGGAUAGGAACGUGCUGAUUUGACUAUUUUUUUUUUUUUAGUAACUUUGACAAGAAGAAAACAUAACAUUGCGAUCCUCGACCCACGAGGAAUUAUACUGCAUAAAUUGAAUGGAUUUUUUGCGACUGUAUAUCUGUUCCUUUGACAAAUAUGAUAUGUAUAACGAAAGUGCGAUUCACGAGUUUUUAAACGUGUUUGAGGUGUUUUUUGUCUCAAAUGUGGGCCGCGAGUUUGUCUAUGACUCUAAUAACGCCAGAUAAUUUUUCAUACGCAUCGUAUAUUAUAAUGAAGAAAAAUAAAAGAAUGAAGAGUAAGAAAGAAAAGUGUAUAGGUUUGAAGAAAGAGCGAAGAGAAUGUACAAUCGGGCCGAAUGUCCAGCUCCAGAUCGCGAAGAAAGCGCGGAAAGUUGGGA
Nasonia vitripennis (jewel wasp) is the source of this 6997-nucleotide messenger RNA. RefSeq names its product dentin sialophosphoprotein. The coding region runs from base 819 to 4973 and encodes 1384 amino acids. The record is from RefSeq and is a predicted model, not a curated record. Lineage: Eukaryota; Metazoa; Arthropoda; Insecta; Hymenoptera; Pteromalidae. The transcript has 14 exons.